This is a messenger RNA of Elgaria multicarinata webbii, 3156 nucleotides long. RefSeq names its product centromere protein T (gene CENPT). The transcript has 14 exons. Gene Ontology annotation, biological process: kinetochore assembly; mitotic cell cycle; chromosome segregation. Gene Ontology annotation, cellular component: kinetochore. Gene Ontology annotation, molecular function: DNA binding; protein heterodimerization activity. NCBI's taxonomy places the organism in Eukaryota, Metazoa, Chordata, Lepidosauria, Squamata, Anguidae. The record is from RefSeq and is a predicted model, not a curated record. Bases 1 to 2847 code for a protein of 948 amino acids.
AUGUGGCUCGGGCAUCAAUGCCACACCAAGCUGCACAGCACCGUUUGCCCUCAUCACGAGGGCUUCCUGCCUGCCAAGUCUGCACCUUCGUUGCCGUCCCUGUACGCAACCAAUUCCAGGUGGGUCCACGGGCGCCCAGCUGGCGGCGUGCAGCAGGCGGUCCUUCUCGCGGAUCUCCUCGCGGAGCUGGGCUUCGGCCAAGCGGAGGCGGCGGAUGCUGCCCUUCAUCUCCUUCAUCUUCACCUCCAGCAGGGCGAUGAUGUCCCGCUGCUCGUUCAGCUUGCGCAGCAGCUCCUCCGACGUGGUGCCCGACGAGAGGGAGUACGAGUGGUCGGGCGGCCCGUCCACCAGCGGCCCGUUGUCCGCCAGGAAGGCCAGCCUGACGGGGGCGCCCACCAUGGCCGCGGCGGCGGCAUUGCCCAGCUCCACCUGCACCGUCAGGUCGAUGGGCUUGACGUCCUCGCCGCCGGGGACGCCGCCGCCGCCGCUCCCUCCCGCCGCCGCCCGGAGGCCCGGCCCAACCUCGGCGGCUCCGCCCUCCUGCUGCAGCGUGAGCAAGACCGCGGCUUGAGCGGCCGCGGCCGCGGCUACGGCGGCGGCGGCGCCCGAGGCGGCGGCGGCGGGGGCGUGGCGGGCGCGCCUGGCCCCGCGGUGGCCUUUGCGCUCGUUGACGCCGCGCAGGGGGAAGAUGGUGGGCACGCGCACCAGGACAUCCCCUUUGGUUCUCAAAGAUCUCUGGCCUUUCAAAGACCCACCACCUCCACGGCUAUGGAUUUCGCAACACCUCGAACUCUGUUCAAGAAGGUCUUGCAGACCCAGCCAAUAGUUUCCCCUCUGGUUCCUGAAAAGCCUGAUUCCCCAAAACCAGUGGAGACAGUCUUCAAAUUCCCUCCUGCACAUGUUCCCUGCAGCAACCUAGAAAUCAGUUUGCCUGAAUCUGCUCCCAAAGAUAAGUCUCGGAUUGCACUGCUCAAAACCAGGUCGAAAAAGGUCCGUCUUUCUGAGUUUGAGAGAGGUCUGAAUAAGCAACUUGACUCAAGUGCAGCACAGGCAUUGCUGGACAACACAUCACUGACAAAGUCUCUACAGAUCUCUUUUACAACCCCAGCUCCGUUGCGCUCCGCUGGGAAAAAAGGCUUAAUCCGUAGGCCAAAGAAUUACAGAGGUGUUAACGUGAAGGACUUUGAAGGAGACAUUGAACAAAACCUGCUGCAAAUAAAAAACUCACAAAGCUACCUUGUGGACUUGCAAGCAACAACUCUAUUGUCAGAUGAUUCAGAGAUGCGCUCUGCCAACACGGAGCUGUUUGCCCACCCUUUGUCCAGGGGGCAGAGUGGAGCAGGGCUUUCUGUUGGCCGUUCUCGGCAUGCCUCGGCUAGGCAAUCUUCAGCCAGCGGGAGCGUGCUGCCCUCUAAUCAGGAUGCCGUGUCUGACAUGGACGUUGAAACAGUGACCAAGAGUGUCCCAAAAGAGAUCUUGACACCGGAUGCUGGAAGUGCCAAUGAGAUGGAAGCUGAAUCGGAGGAAGAGGCUGAUUGUCCAACAGAAGAGCAGGAAGGGAGUCUGCAGGAUGCUGGGGAAGGACUGAUACACAGUCGCUGCAAGGAGAUGCUAACGCCAGGCACAGAACAUGCAGGUGAAUUGGAAGGUGUUCCCCAGGAAAGGACUGUUACUCCCAGGCGAGUUCAGCAAGAGAGCCUGCAUGGAAACAGUCAUAUGGAGCAGUCCUUAAGUCCUGAAGAGCAUCUGACCACCAACUUGGGCCCAGAAAGAGCAUCCACACCAGCUGAUGCCAAACUCCUAGAGAUGGACUCAAUAGCAUCCACGCCAGCUGAUGCCAAACUCCUAGAGAUGGACUCAAUAGCAUCCACGCCAGCUGAUGCCAUACUCCUAGAGAUGGACUCAGCAAGAGCAUCCACACCAGCUGAUGCCAAACUCCCAGAAGCACGGUUAGGCCACCUGUCCGGUUCGCUACAUAAGAAAUCUACCAGGUGUUCGGUAAGAGAAAUGGUAGUGCACAUAAUCGAGAACCUGGACAGCAGUGUGUUUCCAGCUAUGGACCAGGGCAUAUCAGAGGCCAACCUGGAGGAGGAACUAUUCCCCGGUGAGAGGGCUGCUGACAUCCCCCAAAGGACUGGAACUCGAACUCCAAGCAGCCGUGUAAGUGGCAAGGACCCUGAGCAGUUGGAGUGCCCAGCCACAAAGGAGACAAUAGAUGGAACAGCUCAACAAGCUGGUAAUGGAGGUGAAAAGAGAGGAACGUUGGGUGAAGGAACGGAGCACAACGAGGUGUCAGAAGCUGAAAUGGAUCCUGAGGCUAUAUCCGAGGCUGAAACGGACCCUGAAAAGGAUGAGCCAACUGGAAAGACACCAGCAUUUGUGCGUCUUAGAGCCUUCCAGUGUUCACCUUUGCUGUCCACCCCACAUACCCUGAAAGUCGCUGCUUCUAGGUCUCCUUCAAAGCAGCCUUCGGUGAAACGGGUUCCAAGGCCAGCUGCGAGGGCCCGCAGAGAAAAACGUGAGCCAGCUUUCCCCAGUAACUUCGUAAAAAAUAUAUUCAAGCAUUAUGUGCGGAUGCCAGUGGCCAAGGACGUUUUCAAGGCUGUGGAGAAAUGUGUGAACCUGUACUUCAAGCAUCUAAGCGACGACUUGGAGGUCUAUACAAAUCACGCUAAACGGAAGAUGACGGAGCCAGCUGAUCUGGAGCUCCUCAUGAGACGGCAAGGGCUGGUAACAGAUAAGAUGCCUUUAAAUGUACUGAUAGAGCGUCACUUGCCUCUGCAGUACAGAAAACUGCUAAUUCCUAUGGCCACUAGUGGAAAUAAAGUAAUUCCUCCCAGGUCAUGAUGAGUUGUUGGCAAAACACCGUCGUGUCCGAAGCUGGCUGUCCCGUUUGGGAAAAGGAACACAGGUUCAGAAAAAUCUAAGAGGCUCUAAACUAUCAUAUACAUAGUCCUGUCGGCAAAUCAUCAGUACCUAACUGGACGCACUAUGGAUAUAUCUUAGUAUUGUGAAUAUUUUCUUUAUUUGCUAAGCUCCUUAGCUCAGUUUCUGUGCUACAGAAGCUGUUUGUUAUACUGUCAUUGUGAACUAUGUUUUGUAAGUACAAACUCUGUCCUUGAUUUGAAACACAGUUGAAUAAAAGAUGUAGUUGUA